AAUCACAAAAGUCAAAAAGAGCAAAAAAAUUGAAAAAAAGAGUUUUUGACUUUGUAUAAAGUACACAUAUAUAUUUUCCUUGUUUGACAAUAGCCAAAGUCUCUUCUUUUUCUUGAACUGAAGAAGUUAGGUUUACUUCGUCUCUGCUAGAGUACGGCAACAGUGGUUGUACCUUUUUUACCUUUUCCAGUUUUGUACUUGCCAUUUUAUCCCAAGAAUGGUGUCGGAUUCUGUGUUAAUUGAACGGCUCCGGCAAAUACUAACAGUUUCUGACCUUGAAACUGCCACUGCCGGGACUGUUCGUCGGAUGCUUGAGGAGGAAUUUGGGGUUGAUUUACUUGAUAGGAAAGCGUUUAUAAGGGACCAAAUCGAUGUUUUCCUUCGAAUCCAUGUUCAAGAAACUCCAAAUGAUGACGCACAAGAAGUAGAGGAUGUGAAGGAAGAGGAAAAUGGUGAUUCUUGUUCAGAGGGAGAGGAAGAAUUAGUGGAGAAUGACAAUUCUAAUGAUACGGGUUCAAAGAAGAAAGCUAGGUCUGAGAAAGUGAAUGGAGAAGAAAAGAGAAAAGGGGGCUUUAACAAACCAUGUGCACUUUCUCCACAGCUUCAGAAAUUGGUUGGCGAACCAGAACUUGGCAGACCAGAGGUCGUCAAGAAGAUUUGGGCCUAUAUCCGGGAGAAGAAAUUACAAAACCCACAGAACAAGCGGAAAAUUUUGUGUGAUGAUGUUUUGAGUGGAAUUUUUCGGGCCAAAGCAAUAGACAUGUUCCAGAUGAACAAAGUGCUAUCCAAGCAUAUUUGGCCCAUAGAUGAGAAAGAUGCCGCUGAAGUCAAAUCUUCUGUGAAGAGGACACAGAAACAAGGCAGAGAAGAAGCUUUAGAUGAGCCAAAGCAGAAAGAGAAAAGGCAGAAAGGUGGAGGAUCUGGCUUUCUUGCUCCAGUUCGAUUGUCAGAUGCUCUUGGGAAAUUCUUUGGCAAUGGUGAAAAUUCCUUGCCGCGAGCUGAGGUUAUCAAGCGAAUAUGGCAAUAUAUAAAAGAAAAUGAGCUGCAGGAUCCAUCCAAUAAGAAGACAAUUAUCUGUGAUGAACGGUUGAAAGAACUAUUUCAAGUUGAUUCGUUCCAUGGCUUCACAGUUUCGAAACUGCUGACUGCUCAUUUUAUCAAAUGAGAAGACUGAUAUUGUGGUCUGCUUGCAGUUGGCAAUGAGAGUAAUUUGUCUUCUAUCUGGCCAUGUUUGUGGUUCCUCUUUCUUAGUUUCUAUGGUUUUCAGGUACAGUCAUUUAGCCAUAGUAUAGGAAUAUAUGAUCUUGAAUGUUAGCAAAAUACCUAUUAAUCUCAACCCCUUCUGCCAAUGCAAAAGAUAAAAUGAAGAAAGCAAAGUUGUUGUCCUUCCUGGGACUCCGAUAAAAUUGGAGCAAUGGAAAAAAAGAAUUGUUAUAUCCUUUAUUCAUGCUUGGAUGUUCUUUUU
Molecule: messenger RNA, 1465 nt
Organism: Capsicum annuum
Lineage: Eukaryota; Viridiplantae; Streptophyta; Magnoliopsida; Solanales; Solanaceae
Product: upstream activation factor subunit spp27
Exons: 6
Coding region: 218-1165 (315 amino acids)
Cellular component (GO): nucleus
Source: RefSeq, a predicted model, not a curated record